Cynoglossus semilaevis (tongue sole) is the source of this 2644-nucleotide messenger RNA. Its product is annotated as photoreceptor outer segment membrane glycoprotein 2-like. Lineage: Eukaryota; Metazoa; Chordata; Actinopteri; Pleuronectiformes; Cynoglossidae. Bases 544 to 1644 code for a protein of 366 amino acids. The transcript is spliced from 6 exons. Gene Ontology annotation, biological process: visual perception. Gene Ontology annotation, cellular component: plasma membrane. The record is from RefSeq and is a predicted model, not a curated record.
GCAGCCUCCACGCCUGCACUGCGGACAGGAUGAGGGAGGCUAUCCCGACGAAAGUGAUGAAGCUGCAGGAAGACUCCGGUCCCCACUCGUCCACGAUGAAGCGCUGCUUCGACACGUGGACGACCAAUCAGAAGAUGGAGGUUUGAGUUCAGCUUGUUGCAGCUCCACGACAAGACCCUCUCUACCAAUGAGUGCAUCACUUCCUGACAAGAAGAACGAGAACCCCAGGAUGUCGUCGGCUGUAAAAGAAACAACAGAGAAGAGCAGGGAUCAGCGACACAUGUUGAAGAUCAGCGGUCACCAUGCUGAGUUUUACAGAGCUAACACUUUGUCAUAGCCAUCGUGCAACGACCACAUCUUCAUGGCUACCGGGCUAAGCAGCUUAUGAGAGGUCCUUCAGGAAACUGUUCGUCCAAUCCCUCUCCCCCUGGUCCUGGACACCCCCCCUGCAGGAUAACCAGGUCCUUUCUCCUGAUCUUCCUGUCUCCCACUCUUAAUCUCUUUGGACUUUAGAGAAAAAAACUGAGAAAAGGAGAAAACAAAAUGGCGGUCCUAAGAGUGACGUUUACCAAAACCAAGAGGGACAAGUUGGCCCAGGUCCUGUGGAUCCUCAACUGGAUCUCAGUGGUGACCGGGGCCAUCUUGUUCAGUCUGGGUCUCUUCCUCAAGGUGGAGAUAAACAAGCGCAGAGAGCUGAUGGCUGACAGGGACAUACAGUACGUACCCAACAUGCUAAUAUCUGUAGGCCUCAUCGCCUGUGCCAUCAACUUCCUGGGUGGAAAGAUUUGUUACGAUUGUGCCGACAACACCAAGUUCCUGCGCUGGAAGCUGAUCAUGCUGCCCUACAUCAUAUUCACCUUCUUCUUCACCUUCUGCGUCCUGGUGGGGGCUCUGUUGUGCUACACCAUGCACGGAGAGCUGGAGGAGUCCCUGGACCAGGGCCUUACCGAGGCACUGAAGUUCUACAAAGACACGGACACACCGGGACGAUGUUUCCUGAAGCGGACUGUGGACAUGCUGCAGAUAGAGUUCAGGUGCUGUGGGAACAACGGCUACAGAGACUGGUUUCAAAUCCAGUGGAUCAGCAACCGUUACCUGGACAUGUCUCAGAGAGAGGUGGUGAAUCGAUUGAGGAGUAACGUGGAGGGAAGGUAUCUGUUGGAUGGUGUUCCAUUCAGCUGCUGCAACAUCAACUCCCCACGGCCGUGCAUUCAGCAGCAGAUCACCAACAACUCCGCCCACUUUAACUACGAACACCAGACGGAGCAGUUAAACCUGUGGAUGAAGGGGUGUCGACAGGCCCUGCUGGAGCACUACAGCUACAUCAUCCAGUCCAUCGGCCUGGCGGUCUUCAUCAGCUGGCUGUUUGAGCUCUCAGUGCUGACAGGGGUACGUUACCUACAAACAUCUCUUGAAAACAUGCUAAGGCACGGAGACCCCAACUCCGACUCUGAUGGUUGGCUGCUGGAAAAUGGCCUGAUGGAAACAGCCCGCAUUAACUUGAACAUCAUCAAAAACCUGGGAAAGAACAACCAAAUAGACACUGCCAACAAUGGAGACCCCAAUAUAAAUGUCCCCUCCACGUCCACAGCUCACUAUGGGCCAGAUAAUGUGCCACCAAAGCAGACAUCUGAAGCCACCUGACCUCGGAACUGGAACCAAUGCUGGUCUGUACUGAAAACUCUGCCCUCAGUUUAUGCCUUUUUCAAUUUUCUCAACUAUCUAACAUGUAAUAAAUCAAUCUUAUAUGAUGCAAACAACAAGAACAUCAUCACACCACAACAAUGUGUACAACAGAACACAUCUGUAUGCAACUGUACUGUAAUCUGUUUACAAGACAUAUUUACUGUUGCCUCAAUAUUGUUGUUGUUUUGUUUGUUUUUUUGCGGAACUUGUGAAAACUCUCAUUUGUUUGUUUGGUUCUUAGUUGCAGGGCUGCAAUGACAUGGACUCAAACUGCAGCCAGUGAUACUUACCUGUAGAUUUAAAUCAUUGAAACCCGGUCCAUCUCACUUAGUUUCCUUCUUCUUCAUCUAGAUGUGAAGCCAGAAGUUCUAGUUCGACAACUUUCAAUAUUAAAAAUAAACAUCUCUGGAUAUUCCAGAAAGCUGGUUAUGUGAAAACUAAGUAAGUUGUGAGUAAGUUAAGCCCGAGACAGUCACCAUGGUAACAGACUCUGUGAACAGAACCUGCUUUACUUGAAGAAACCCCGAGUUUCUGCCUGUCUCCUCCCAUAUGAAGAGCACUGUUUGACAUUGAUUGUCCAUUCAUUCCAAAUCCGAGUAAUACCGAAGCAGACAUUAUUCGAAAUUUUUUUGUAAGAGAAUCUUCCAACCCAGAUCAGAUGUUCUAUUAUUUCUAGAGGAAUCUCUGUUCGAACGCUACCACUUUUCAUUAAACUGUAUAAUUUAUGUUGAUAACAUUCUCCAGCCAUACGUCAACAAUCUCACACAGUGUGGACUGUAAUGACUACUUCCUGCAUGCGGGGUCACUUCCCUUUUCAACGGUGUGGUUCUCUGACUUGACAGUGAUGAUAAACAGUCCGAUGUCGGUAAGCGCUGAUGUUCCUAAAAAAAUUUUUUAUAUACAUAAGGCCUUCUCCCGUAUAUCCUGUCCAAUGACCUGUAAUAAAACAGUAGUCGAA